AUGGUACUGUUUCGUCACCAACGAGACAGUCUGUUAGUUCUCUCGUCAAGGACUGCACUGCUUCGCCAUGUCUGCUCUUCUCCGCGGAAUUCUUUCAGCCCGGUCAGUCCCGGUACUGAGGACGGGAGCUGUUCAGCGGGCCAGCAUUCACAGCAAGCCGGCUAAAGAAUCUAUUGGAACUGUGGAGUCAACCAUUGGAUUGUUGGUAUUCACUGUCUCAAUCUUGGCACCAGCUGCUUGGGUACUUUCCAAUCUUGAAAGUUACAAGAAGAGGGAUUAAGUGAAUGGUCGGCUACUGUGAAAAUGGCUUUCCUGAUCCAGUGUCUUCAGUUUCUUGGACCAAGACAUGCUCUUAGAUUCCUCCACUCCCAAGCGCACAUCCAAGGGACCAGUGCAGCAUCGUUGUCACCUAAAGCAGUUAAAUGUUUACUUUUAAAUUAUUCUCCUGUAAGCAUGUUUAAAAGUCUUAUGUAACAGCUUCAAAUGGAAAUACGCCAUCUUGACGUGUGCCGUUUGUCAACUUGUUAGAAUUUGUGUCAUGUCUGUUACACAAUAAAAAAUUACAUAAAUCUCA
Molecule: messenger RNA, 574 nt
Organism: Erpetoichthys calabaricus (reedfish)
Lineage: Eukaryota; Metazoa; Chordata; Cladistia; Polypteriformes; Polypteridae
Product: cytochrome c oxidase subunit 8A, mitochondrial
Exons: 2
Coding region: 68-280 (70 amino acids)
Biological process (GO): mitochondrial electron transport, cytochrome c to oxygen
Cellular component (GO): mitochondrion
Source: RefSeq, a predicted model, not a curated record